Molecule: messenger RNA, 762 nt
Organism: Angiostrongylus costaricensis
Lineage: Eukaryota; Metazoa; Nematoda; Chromadorea; Rhabditida; Metastrongylidae
Source: the annotation of a GenBank genome assembly
AUGCAUGUGGGGCAGAAAUUACGGACAGCGCUACGUGGACCGCCGGGACGUCUUGUGUUCAAGGUAGGCGGCGGUGAUGGAGAGCGGUUUCGCCACACUCGUCGUUUCGAUGGCCAUCGUGACGGUGUUUGGCAUGUAACAGCAGAUUCGUUACGGAAUAUAUGUGCUAGUGCUAGCGCAGAUCAAACUGCUCGUGUUUGGUCGAUGAAUUCUGGAGCAUGUCUCUACACCUACGUUGGUCAUUCCGGUUCGGUGAACUGCAUAACGUUUGCCCCACAGAGCGAUACACAGUGCGGUGAACAUAUGCUAGCGACAGCAAGUGGUGAUGAAUCUGCGCAUAUUUGGAAAGUCGCAAUCUGUUCACAAACUCUGCUCAGUUCUGACGAUGAUGAAGAAGAAAAAGCAAUUGUCGACGGUGGUGGACUAGAUAGCGAGACCAUGCAACCAAAUGUCGAAGGCACAAGGAUAAAAAAUGCGAUGAUGAGACUUACAGGACACACGGGCGUGGUGAUUGGAUGUGAUUGGCUAGCAGGUGGAAGCCAAUUGAUUACGGCUAGUUGGGAUCGUACCGCAAACAUUUACGACGUAGAACGUGGCGAAGUGCUGAACAUAUUGAGCGGUCACGAGAUGGAGCUCAAUCACUGCUCUGCGCAUCCUAGUCAGAAACUCGUCGUCACGUCAUCAAAAGAUUCAACGUUUCGCCUCUGGGAUUUUCGUGAGACUAUACAGUCUGUGGCCGUCUUCCAAGGACAUCAAGAGUGA